Messenger RNA from Sclerotinia sclerotiorum 1980 UF-70, 162 nucleotides. RefSeq lists its product with no specific name. The transcript has 2 exons. Lineage: Eukaryota; Fungi; Ascomycota; Leotiomycetes; Helotiales; Sclerotiniaceae. The coding region runs from base 1 to 162 and encodes 53 amino acids. The record is from RefSeq and is a predicted model, not a curated record.
AUGUCCGAAAAGAUCACUGACAUUGGUCCCGAGCUACACAACAUCUUUGUCGGACGAUGUUUUGACAAUGCAUGUCGAGCUCUCAAGAGCGAUUUUGCUGUAUCAAGACUACAAAAAGCUUCAGGAAAAAUGGGUACUGGAUUUUCCCUCCCUCAUUUGUAG